AUGAACUAUAUCACGGCUCGCAAUAUUCACAGCUGCCUUAUCGCAUUCGUUGCUCAGAAUCUUAAACUAACUAAUCCUCUCGCCUUUUCAGUAAUCAACCUCGUCUGUGUUUUGGCUUCUGUUUGUUCAGAGUAUGAUCCUGUACCGCAGAAAGGCCGAUAACAACCGCAUAGCACAAAUAAGGUUCUACAAACGGGUUACCGGUUUAUAACUGCAGUUAAUGAAUCACUUUUGUAAGACAAACAGCAUAUCACCCCGUGAUAUAGUCAUAGGAUUCUUCUCAAUAUCAUGAAUAUACUAACAGCAUGAGAAGCAGAGAACAGACAUUUUGCCUUUCCGGGAUUUUAUUUCCAUUUUUUAUUUCUUCUGUUCACACUAGCUACAUAGGGACUACAUCUAGUAAGCUCGCUUUGUAAACCAUACUUCAAUAUGUUAAAGAUUGUCCAAUUAAACUUUGGCCGUUGCAGUCGCCAAACUAUUAUGAGCUGAAAUUAAUUGGCCCCUUAUUGGGUCGACCCAAAUUAGCAAAGUGCACACUUUGGGUCAGACGUCGAUUUCGGUCCAGUUAAAAGCAACCAGCGACGCGGAUAAAUUUCAAGAUACGAUAUAAUCUUAAGAACUUAUUCAUUGUUGUUUGGCAAAUAAACUGUUGAUUAUCUAAAUCAAAGUCGCUCCAAGGUCGAAAGUCUUGCAUUGGCCGAGCCAGGCGGGAACAACAGCUAAACAGUUACAAAUUGAAAUACGUGUGGGCGUUUCUAAUUGACUCGGACGCCAAACUUUUCACGUACUUCAACGUGCAUGUAUUAGUUUUGGCUCCUGAAAAUUCGGAGAGGCUAUUCGGUUACUGUCGCGACCCCGUCGCGACCCAGUAGCUAAGGGACGGACCAUUAGAAAAGUUAUGGGGGGGGAGGGGAAUUUUCUAGCUGCAAGAAUUUUUUUUUCGUUUUCAAAUUCUUUGCAUGAAUUUUAAUUAGGCCAUUGCAUGAAUAUUUUUUAGGGUUAAUGGGCGUGCCUGAAUUUUUUUCCAUUUAGUUUUCCCUUCCGCGAAUAUUUUUUUUGUACUUCCCCCCCCCCCCCCCCCAUAAGUUUUCUAAUGGUCCAUCCCUAAGUUUUUCUCACUUUCUCCAUGCAAACGAUGUUAUCAAACAAAUUAGCUGUUAGUGGCUGCCUUUAAAACAAAUUAAAAAUCAGUUAAAUUAGUUUGAAACAAUUCAAGUGGAUGCUUAUGUUAUCAUUAAGCGGCGCUCACUCGUUUAUUGACAAAUAGCACAUAACACUUUUUUAACAAACGAGAAUGGUACUGGGUUGUUCGUCUUUAAAUAUAUUAGGAAUGUAGUAUUUAUAAAAUAUACUCUGAUCCAUUAGUGGAAUGACGUAUUUCCUUCAGUCAUAAUUAGUAGUCGAUAACUCCGUUUAAGAAACUUUUAUUAUAUAUAUUGAGUAGUUUUUUUUCAUGUUGUCGAAUAAUAUUUCGGUACCUUUAUUUGGUUCUUAGUCGUCAUAGUCGGUAACCCCAAAAAAGAUUAGAAAAGUUUGCAAAAUUCUGAAUUUCAUACAUAAAGAAGAAGAGCUCUUCCGGAAAGUUAAGCACCUUUCCUUGUAAUGAACAUUUUAGUUCUAAAUUUGGUAAUUUAGUGAUCCCAAGAAUGCACAGCUCACUUAAAUUUAGAUUUGUUUAUCGGCACUUAACUUACAAGCUUGUAUGGCGCGGCUUCAUUAUCAAGAUUUGUCUCAUUCUUAACCUUGUACUCAAAGUCAAAGUUGGGUCGGAUAAUCGUGAAUCUGUUGAGGUUAGUACAAUUUCCUGAACAGUGACUCGGUACUCAAGCGAAGAUUGAAACGAGGCUUUUUAUUGCGACGUGCUGAAACUCAAGAAAGACCAAUCAUCCAAACAAAGGCUGUUCACCAACUUUUGCUGUGUACCGGUGUGUGGCCAUUUUGUAUACCCUGCACCAAGGCGGUUACAAAGCGUCUGUGUUUCAAUCUGUGGAAGAAAUCUCAACUAUUAUUGUUUAAACAAAAGGUUUUUGGUCCUUUGAGUAUGGAGAGACUAGAAAUUAUUUAAGAAUAAUGAAGGCAUUAUUUAAGCAAUAGAAAACACUUUCUUUGGGUUUACUGGCUUGAUAACCCACUCGGGAUGUUGGGGGAACACCAGAAAAGCUUGUAAAUCACUCGCCUUCGGCUCGUUAUUUACAAGCUUUUCGAGUGUUCUCCCAACAUCCCAAGUGGGUUAUCACGCCAGUAAACCCAUAGAAAGUAUGGUCUAUUGCUUUUAUAAAAUAACUUUAAGUUUUCUAUGAGUUUACCGGCACAACAGACCAUGGGUUUUUAACCAAUUUGAACGCGCGUACUAUCUUAGCUACUUUAUUAAUAGCACUAUUGUUGUUGAUUAGCUUUUUAAUAGCCUUAUCAACCUUGUGGUGGUCUAAUACUAUAUAUUUUUAAUUACAGAAAGGGAAGCGAAUAUCGGUUCUCGAUUAAAUUCCGAUAUAGCAUUUUUUUUUUCAAAUUAUUGCACAAAUAACGACCAGAAGAAAUCCUAAAACAUGUAUUUUUGCAUCAGAUCUCAACUUAUAGUUGGCUGCCCUCGCACUGGUACUCAGCUUUUCUCAGAUCACUUUUGUCUCGACUGCACAUGAUUGUUAAUCAGACACGUUGUGAAUGCUGGGAUCCCGUAACUGAGUUCGUAAUUGUGAUUGGUGAAACAUUACAGUGAUAACUGUAAAACUGUUUGCGGGAGGAUUCAGGUAGAUUUCACUAAGCUGUAUCUUGGAAGAUGAGCCUGCUAAACCUUGAAGACGAACUGUCAAGGGAGUUUUUGUAAUAGUUUGCAGUCAAGAUUGUCUGCGGGUACUCUUAGCUUUUCUUUGUUUGCACUAGCGCGGGCAAGGAACAGUUUUUAGUGAAUCAGUGGAAGAAAAGCAAAGUUCUAUAUGUCAGACGUGACAAGAUUCCACGAUGACAUAACUUUGAAAAAAAUACCCAGACUUUUCAAGUUGUAAUCCUCUCCAGACCAAUGGGAAAUAUAAUGGGGAAAGGGAGCGAAUGACGGGAUGAACGCGAAGCAAGCGGGGGAUUGAACAGGGAAAACGGGCUGAGCUGUUUGUAACAAAGUUUCUCUUUUGUUGAAGGUUUCCUCAAAGACGUGGCUUUCGAAGGAUCUCUGUUGGUUUAUUGGUCGAAACUCUCCUCAAGAGCGUUCUACUCGGUGUGAAGCGAAAGCGCUUCUUCAGAUUGUCCUCAGAGGACGACUCAUCAUAAGUGUUGGAAAAUCUUGCUUGUUUUAAAGAAAGUCUUCAGUUAGAAGGAGAAACCACAAACUCCUAACAACAUGGCAACUACCGCAAAUGCAAGGAUGCGGGUAACAAUUUUUUUUUUUUUAAUUAAAUGCUAAAUGAUAGUUUCUCUUUUAGUGAAGGCUUAAAACCAAAAGUUGUCUUUUUACUCAUAAAACCUAUAGUACACUGACUACAAUGUAUUUUCUCUUGGGUACCAAAGGACCCAAAUGUUUUAUCUCGUACAAGUACUUCCUAAGAACCUGUUUUCACAGGAACGGACGAAUUUUUUACUGUGAAACCCGUUUACACGGAACCAUGCAAAUUCUGUUACAAAUUGUGGUAUAGCUUACCAUUCAAAAACUUGCUUGAUCGCUUGCGUCGACUGUCCCGUGUAAACGAAAUGUAGCCUGGCAGACUUAAUCAAACCCUGAGUGCGACGCAGCAGGCUAACGAAAAGCGGAUCCGUGCAAGUUUUUGUUCAUUUAAAAAUUUGUCUGGACGCGUGUAAACUGGAUCAGAUUAGUGUCGUAUGUUUCGACAGACCAAUUUACUUACACUUUAAUUUAGUUUAGCUUGUACCUACACCAUAAGUAAGGACAGUAAGUCGUGUGUCGAGCGGUUAAAGCAGCUAAAAAUCCGUUUUUGCUAUCUAUGCAAGUGAAUACAUCCAGCAAACAAGACUCAAAUGGAUGUUCCUAAAGGUCUUUUGCCUUUCCUGCAGGAGCAUUUUAAAAGAUAUUGUCGCAUCCUAAUCGCACGUGGCAAGACGAUUAUUUUUAACAUAACUGAGGCUUUUUCAGGCUUACCGCCGGUCUGCCGGCCGAGCGAUGGGACUUGGGUUCAAACUGCCAACCAAAAGAUCACACUGGCUAUGAUUAAGAUCUUGUCCUGCCAGUUCAGCAGUGACGCUAAGCCGUUAGCGUUGUCUCCUUCUCCCUUCUUUCAUUGGUCGAAUCACAUCACUAUUCAAAAAUGUUGGUAGAAGUUUUCCGGGUUAUGUGUUCUACCUCAUUCUCUCACAGGCUCGUUAAAUAAAAAUGGACCGGUAGCGGGUACCAGUGGCGCCCUUAUAUGCUUACGUCCGAGCUUACAUUUUAACUUAUUUCAUGUAAAGAGGAUGCGUCUCUUAUCCUCCCACCCACGAUAUUUCAGUCUUUUUUAAAUUCAAAAGUUUGUUAUGCUGCCCAAGGUCUACUGUUUAUAAGUCAGAGGGGGGAACUGCUAGAUCGUACCAGUAAAGCAAGCUUAUUUAUAAUAGCAAAAAAAAUGCUUUGUUUGGUGAAAGGCCACUUUAACACUAUAGCUAAUUUGUAGGAACAAAUAAUCCACAUAGCACAUAAUAAAGAUAACAUUUAAAAUUUGAAAUAAUGAUAAUAAGAUUAAACAUAUAUUCACAUAGCACAUUAAACAUUAAAUAUACAUCCACAUGAUAAAGAUAACAUUUCAAAUUUGAAACAAUAUGAUUAAAAAGCUCCACUUUUUCUUAACUUGUUCUUUCAGAGAUUCAAUGCCCCCGUAAAACGCGAGGAAAACAAACCAGAAUGGGUAACGCACACCCUAAAGAAAACCUCCGCUGGUAGAUCAGGUGUUGCAUCGCUGGCUUCACGUAGUACACAGAAUGAGGCUUCAGAGGAAACGAACAAUGAAAGGAAGACGAAUGCUUCCAAGUCUCUUUCCAGAGGAUUAGCAGCUCUGCUUGAGCGAGAUAAAAUUUUCAGUUCUCAAGAUGCAGUUAAAGACAAAAACUCUGAGGAUAAGCGAGCGGAAGAACCUGAAGAAACUAAAGAAGUUCCUAAGAAUGAUGCAAACGUUAUUUCGGAAAAUUCCAAACCCACUGCUGCAACUCAGCGGACGGUUCACAAGGCUCCUCAAGUUCAGCAGAUUCAAACAGGUUCUGUGAGUAUGGACACAAAAUCAGAAAAUUCGAAACCCAUUUCUCCUACCCAGCGAUUUGUGCCCUGGGCUCCGCAGGUUAAACAGGCUCAAACCGGUUUGGUCGCUGACGUAGCCAAACCAAUCACAGAUCAAGAUGGCGAGAAAAUACUUUUAAAAAAAGCCGUCCAAGAAGGAAAGGUUACUCAGGUAAAACCAACCACCCAAACAUAUGUGGCCAAGUCUCCUGUCAUUGUUAUGGGGAGAAAGAGUGGUCCCGAGGGACUUCCCGAAACAAGCAAAGAAAACAAAAGUAGCCUUGACAAAGGUAUUGUCACGUCUUCUGUAAAAACGUCACCUUUUAAAAAACAAGAAGACAAGGAGUGUGACCCUAAUGUGUUGGGCAGUUCAGAAGAAAAAAUGGUAAAUGGCAUUCAUGAGGCAAAGAAAACUGAACCCGCGAAAACUAAGGAAGAUACACAAGUUGUCGCAAGUGUCCAUCAAAUGAAGACGGUCGAAUCAGAAAACGAAACGGUUAAAUUUCUUAAAGAGGAAAUAGAAAGGAUAAAGGCUGAGCAUGAAAAGGAAAUAAAGCGAUAUCAAGAAAUGAUAAGCGAGAUGGAGAGCCGGCUGGAGAGUGAAACUUCUGAUAAUUCCCGAUCAAGCUCUGUAUCAAGUGAACCGUCACCAGCUUCCCCUCCCCCUCCCCCACCAGGACCUGUUCCUGCGCCGCCUCCACCACCACCACCACCCCCAGGGGUAGGGAGUCCUCCUCCACCACCACCACCACCUCCUCCUGGCUCUGCAAGCGCUCCUCCCCCACCUCCACCUCUUCCUGGCGGGGCACCCCCUCCACCGCCUCCCCCCAUGGGUCCUGGUGCACGUCGCUUUGGAGGACCUGCCAAACCAAAGAAAGCAGCCGUCAAACCUGACGUGGAAAUGAAGCCUUUGUUUUGGACAAGAAUACUCAUAUCAGGUUAGUUUUCCGCCAAGCAUUAUCUUUCAUAGUCAUUGCCUCGCCUUUGGAAAAGGAAAGGGUACGAGCCUGCACUCUUUUCCCUUCACCUCCAGUUCCUUGAGUACCGCUUUAAAAAUUGUAAGAGGUAUGGGGAUCAGUUUAGAGAAUUAACAUGUGGAUAGCUGGCCUUUAAGGGGUUUAAACCUCGCUCUAAGUUAGACUCAGACUUGAUUCUUCAUUUUGUCUUCAGAUGAGACAGACACUGGAGACGUAAACAACAACAAACCCAAGAACACAGUUUGGAAAAACAUGAAGGAAAUGGACUUCAACAGAAAGGAAUUCCAAAAGUAAGAUUUGAUGCUAAACUAUGAUUUUUUUUUCACAAGAUAGUUCACAGAAUACUGUAAUACAGACAACCACAUCUGCUUGUAUAUAACAAAGACUUAGACUUACUAUUAUUUUUUUUGUAUGAAGGAUGUUUGGUCGGAAGAUUAACAAGAAGGCGAAAUACGAUCACAGAAAAUCCCUCCAUGAGGACAGCCAUUUUUCACUUUCCAAAGGACAACACGUGAGUUAAAUUAAAUUGUUGCUCUUGUUUUUUUCUUUUCUCUCUUUAAGAAGCAGAUGAUCAUCAAACUUCUCGGAGGCACUUCAAGAAAUGAAAUAUUUUGUACUUACAAGGCCAGUAAUAACGUUUGAUUCAGCCCAAAAGAAAGCUUUAAAUCAAAGAUAAAAAAGAUAAAAGCUUUUUUUAUUGGUGAUAAGGGAGGGAAUUCACGAUUGGGUCAAUAGGACAAUUGCACGAUGACGUCAUUUUACUACAACUACCAGAAUCCUUGAGUUUGUUGUUUUCUUGUGCAAAUUAAGGGUAUUGUUCUUUGAUCCUCAGUGGAAUUGACAAAUUUAAACAACAAAAGCAAAACCGAAAUGAAUUCUGGUAGUUGUGGUCAAAUAUCGUCAUCGUGCAAUUGUCCUAUAUCAUACAACGACACUUAUUUUUGUUUGUUGUUUGUUCGUUUAUUUUUUCACCAGGCCGCUAAGCUUUUGGAUAAUGGUCGGUCACAGACUAUUGGAAUCAUCAUGAGUAGUUUGAGCUGUCAGCUGGAUGACGUCAAGACCGCUGUGUAUAAAAUGGACAAUUCUGUUCUUGAUAUGGACGGGUAAGAUUGCCAACAAACGUCACGGGAUUAGCUUUACGGUCUAUAUACUUUGGGUCACUUUAGUAAAAAUAGCAAGAUACACCUCUGAAUUACUUAAAUGUCGGACUUAAUCAAACAAUACCCCACUAGAAAAGAAACUACAAACAUGUUUUCGGAACCAUUCCUAAGCAGUGAACGAUGACAGAUCAGGAUAUCACAAUUCAAAUACGAAAAAAUAUACGUUUCAGAAAAAAUACUCUUGUAAAGCUUCCUUUUAUGAAAAGAUAAAAAGAUAAAGGAUAUAUGACUGGUCUUACUUACCUCUAGUUAGGAUUCUAACCCGGUAAAAAUGUCACACAAAAAACACCGUAACAACACGACGUGCGAAGGAAAACUCCGCCAUAUUGGAAGAAACACAAUCGCAAUGCACUGUGGGAAGACGUUCACCCCUCCUCUGAUGGUCUACAUUUGAUCACUGAAGACGGGGUCCGAGUCUGUUUUCACUCAGUCUCUAGUUCUGGCCUGUAACUGUCCGUUGUACUAUCCCUGUCUAUCCCUAUCCGCUAUUGUUUUUUGUUUCACACUUUGGGUGUCGAAGACUAAGACCGUGAUUUUAGUUGAGUUAGUGAACUGCUAUCCACUGCAUGAGAUCAUUAAUCUUUAUGAGAGCAUUUGUUCUAACUCAUUUUCAGACUAAAGGCGUUGUAUGAUAUUCGCCCGAAAUCAGACGAGAUCGAACUGAUCACAAAAUACCAACAAGAAAAUCCCACCGGUAAGACAAAAUCAACUUCUGUCUUAAUUACACCAACUUUUGCUAAAUGCAAUAAUUAAUCUCUUUUCUUCUCCCAUCAGGAAAACGUACUGAAUAUAAUAUUUAGCAGUUCUCUUGUCUUGCUCGUCUGCCAUUCAAAUGUAUAACGCAAGAGAGAAUGAUUUUUCCCGUUCGCCAUCUUUUUCAGUACCUCUGGACAAACCAGAAGAAUUUUUGCUUCAAAUACACAAAAUGGACCACUUUGCAGAAAGGCUGGAGUGUUGGUUGUACAAAAAUAAAUUCACAGAAACAAUAACCGCCAUUGGUAAGAGCUUUUUAUACUUGUCUUCCAUUGGUUAAGUCUAAAAAGAAAAGGAGCAACAUGAGCAACUUUUAAGUUUCUUAUGCCAAGUUUCUGGACGAAAUGAUUUAUGGUCUCGCCUUUCAAACAGUAUCUGUUGACCUCGGUUCACUUACGCAGUACCACAUGCUUUUCGAAAUAUUGGAUCUUUCUUUUCAAAUUUUUCCUUGGGUGCUCCUUCGUCUGAGCUACAUUGAUUUGCACUAAAUGUUAUAUUUUUUCUUGGAUCUUUAGAUAGAAGAUUGUCUGCAAUAGGAGAGGCCAGUAGUCUACUACGUACAAAGUAAGUCCGACCAUCUUUGCUACUAUUUCAUCCUAUGCGUUGUUAAUUAUAGGCGCUAAUACCGGUAUAUUUAUUUUUUCAAUGAACAUUUUCAGUUCGUUCUUGCUUCAAGAGUACUGACGUACAGAAACUAAGUCAAUGAAAAUUAGUUGUGGUAACGUAGAGUAUUUCGCAAAAAAAAUGUUUAACUGAAGACUGAAAAAAUCUCUGGAAAUUUUUACUGCAUGGGCUCCUUGUUUACUGCCUAUUUAACCAACUUAAAAUCGAGUAGUGAUCUCAAAUUAGGUAUUCUGGUUAGCACAGCUGGGAUAUCGACCAGGAGAUAAUGGCAAUGAUAAUUUAGUAGUUAUAUUUUCUCAUGAGGUGUUUUUCUUUCAUGUUUUAGCAAGGAUAUUUCAUUCGUCCUUUCUAUUCUCCUGACCUUGGGAAACUUUAUGAAUGGAGGAACAAACAGAGGUCAAGCGGACGGAUUUCAAUUAGGAGUGCUUAAUAAAGUAAAGGACGUCAAAACACAGGUGAGACACUGAGCCCAGAACCGCGUUGAGGACCUUCAUGUAUUCCCUAUGGGAAGAAGAGCUGGAGAAGGCCUUAUGUGCCUACUGGUGCGAUGAGAACUGAUGAUGAUGAAGACAAACAAUUUGUGCUAACUACUAGUAUACCCUCUUCUUUUCAACUGUCUCUGUCACUAACGUGUGAAAAGAUUUUUGUCCGCCAAUAGUCACCAGAGAGAAACUUUAUAAUCGAGGGACCUUACAACCAAACAAAAGCAAAGUAAAUACUCCCUGGAUUAUCCUAGCAGAUGAAAAAAGUUCGAAGCAAUCACAAAAUAAACGAACAAGGAUCAAGACAAGUAUAACGGGUAAAGAAUGUGCGAAGUUCCCGUUGGAUUUGCUACCUUUUAAUAUCAGACAGAGACAAAUGAAUUUAAAGCGUCCACGAAGCACGACAGGUCUGAGGACCAAAGCAAUCGCAAAUUUAUUUUCGUUAAAACUGAAAAGCGCUUUUCACUUUUCAGGAUAGCAACACUAAUCUGAUGCAGUAUGUUGUCAAACUUUACUGUGACAAGAGGCAGGACGGUCAACCGGGAGACUAUCUCUUACCAGACCCCUACUCUGUCCUGGCCGCUUCUCAGGUAAACCACAAUGCAUUGCAAUCUUAACACAAAGAUCAGAUGUCCUAAUAAAAUCAUACCCAAGCAUCUUACUAAUCUUUCGGUGAAAUAUCUCUACCGGCUAAACCUAAAACAAACAGGUGGUAUAGUGAAUGGAGUAGACAGUUAUUGAAGAGAAGAUGAAUUCUCUCCUGCAGUUGCCUAUUACUUUUCAUAAAGAUAGUUAAUUUAGUUAGUGGAUCCCUCCAAACACGCACUCGCGCGCGGAAUAAAUCGGCUCUCGAGAGUCGGCGUGGAGGUGGAGGAGAAAAAUCUUAUACUUGCCCUCCUUUUUGGAAUACUGCUAAUGUAAGUUUUUUCAGAAAUUAAUUUGUCUCUUCCUUUGUACAGGUUUCCUUCAAGGAUAUCAAAGCAGGUAAUUUUAAACUUUUGUAACAUUUACCUUUUCACUUUUUUGGGUUUCACAAUAUUUUAAUUUAAGGUCGCGAGGUUUUUCCAUCCAGUGGUAAUUUGAUAUUUUGUCAUCUUUCUUUUUAGAGCUCGCCGAGGCAAAGAUUUCAUUAGCAACGUGUAAAGCUAAGGUACGUCAUUCUUUACAACUUUAUAUCGUUUGAAGUCAGCAAAGUAAAAGUAACCUUAAUUCUAAAGGGCAGCCGCACUAAUCACUAUAAAAAUGUUCUCCGUAGUAUAGUGGCGCUUUUGUUGUAACAAUGAGCCCUUCUUCUCGUACCUGGAACAGGCUAUUCCUUGACUUUUCUGUGAUAUUCCCCUUUAGGUUAAGACAGAAAAAAAAACGUAAAAACGCAUAGUAAGAUAGGCAAAUGUAGAUUCUGCGGAGAAUUUCGCUGCCACAGCUCUUUCUAUCAGCAUUUGGUAUUUCUUACGUUAUUAUUAAAGAUCUCUAUUCUUGCAGGCAGAGAUGGUACUGGGAGGUGAAAAUUCAUCGCACCGCGAGCCCUUUGAGAGUUUUGUGAAAGAAUAUUUGUCAACAGGUAUGAAUAUUUAAGCAUGAUGUGGCUCUCAAUUUCACCUGACUUCAUCUUUAAUACUGGAUUUCGUCCACAGACUUACUGUCUGGAAGGAGGUCGCAAAUUCAUCUCUUUUUGCCUGGAACAGGUCUAGAGUCUCGAAGACUCAGCGGUAAACCCCCAUAAAAAAGUUUAGGGAGUACUCCCCAGGCCUCCAUGUACGACUGUCCCUCGUUAACGUCCACCUAUCCAAAAUACUAUUAAUAUUUAUUUCUCCCUGUAAAAGCACUAUAGUUGGCACCUCUCUUAAGCAACAUGAAAUAUUGACAUUUUAGACGGUCGCUAACUGGCGUUUUAAUGUCUUUCAACUGCAUUAUGGUUUUCUUUUUGCAGGUGAAAAGGACCUUUCUCGUUUGCAAGGAAAGGUCCAAGCAACAGUGGACGACUUUAAGGACGUGGUCAAUUAUUUUCAAUAUACUGGGGAAGGAGAAGAGGUAUUUCUCUUUACCUUUGCUGUAUUGGCCAUCUUAAUGAUGGUGUCUAUUAUAUAAAGGAAACGACUUAAACGUUUCAGGAUCUUGUUUCCAUGUGCAAACAGGUCUUUCCGAGUUGGCAUAUUGUGUAAUCCUUUCAUACUGUAUGAUUUGAAUAACAAAGAAUUAGCAAAAUGUAUUCUGGAUUGGUAGUUGUAGUUAAGUGACGCCAUCCUGAAAAUGGAUUAUGAGUAAUGUAAGAGAAGUAAGUAUAUAAAAGAAGCCUAAGAGUGUGUCUUCAUUAACUUUGUUACGGUACUCUUAACUUUUAGGCUACACCACCUUUGUUGUUUGGUAUCUGGGGAAACUUUUUAGAGAUUUUCAAGAAUUACUGGAAGGUAAGUAAUCUAACUCAAUAGUAAGAAGAUACUUUUACUUUGAGUUGAUAAUGGUUAUGCAAGUGCAAUCCCCUAAAGGUACACCCGUCUUUUAGCCUGUCAAGCCUUUCCUAGUCAAGCGUUUCUCUUUUUUCCCAUGAUUCAAGUCAUUAUGUUAAAAAAUUAAUAUGGCAAGGAAGUCAUUUUGAAGUAAAUGAUAAAGAAAUGCAUCUAAUUACUACUCAUUUAGGAAAAAGUGGGAAAACCUAACUAAAACCGGGAAGGGUUGUGAGGUUCGCUUUCGAAAAAUUUCCAGUUUCUGGUUUCCAUUCCCUUGGCCUUCUUUUUGAAGUUUAUGGAGAUUAUGGAAAACGCCUCUUACAUGUCACGUGUUGGUGCGCCCAGGCCCAAUUCUCAAAUCAGGCCAGUUUCGUAGUCAAGUCAAUUGGCGUUAGAGUCUGGUGCUCUUUGGUCAGCGGGUGGUUGCAAGAAUAGCUCCUUGCGUCCGCCUGCUAACCAGGAACCCAGAGGACUCGAGGUUUGAGAUUGUUGUUGCAGCCCAAAAAGAAUUUUCUUUUAAGGUCUUCUAAGGCAUCAGUACUUUGGAUAAACUUUACGUUCUACAGGUAUCAUAUUGUUACAACAGCUCUCCAAAUUCAUCCAAUACAAGAGCCACAUUUUGGUACUCUUUGCGGACUAGGGUGGAUAAAACUGACACAGGGAUUGGAAUUCAGUUGUGUAUGUUUGGAAUCCGACUCUAACGACCAGGCCCGGGUUGCUCGAAGCAUGGUUAGUGCUAACCAGCGUUAAAUACCAUGGAAACCUAUACAUUUUGAUACCUCUUAACCAACGGUUAGAGCUAACCAGGCUUCGAGCAACCGGCCUCAGGUCUCAUCACUCUCAUGACAUACAUCCUACUUUUUUUCCUCUGGAAGUUAUCCUUCACAGAGUUUUGUUUUCUUAACCAUUCCAGGCUGAACAGAUUAACAUGUCUAAACGGACGUUUUGCAAUGCAGAUCAUCUCAAACAGGUUGGUAUUUUUUGUCCACUGUUGAAAACGGGGUAAUCAUGUAUACUAAAAUGACUGAUUGAAACACAUCUUUUCUGGUCCCACUGCGGCAUCUUCCCAGGCCUUCUCGGUCAAUUCAUUUAGGUAACGCAACCGAGUCGAACGGCCGCAAACUCGCUCGGGUCACGAGACCCGCGCGGAAUAAUGAGGCCUUAAGACGAGACCAAAACGAAUCCACACUGCAAGUUAAUUUGCGAAGUUUUGAUAGUUUGCCUCAUUUCAUAUUUCAGAUACGAGCGACAGCUACCAAGUUUAAGAAGAACAGGCAGUAAUGAACAACAAGAGGGGGAAAGACAUGAAAAGAAUUAAAGGGGCUGUGUCACGGCAGUCCAGUUCAUUUUGUUUAGUUUUUCCAAUUACUCACCCUUAAUCGCUAUGGAACUUAAAGUAAGCAAAGGAAUUACAUGUAAAUGACAAAAUCAGAGAUCCGUGACAAACAAAUGUGUCUCCUGAGCAUUAUUUUUGAAGUUGCAAGCAGCGGGGAUCAACUUUGAAAAACUGUUGGGCUGAACAGUUUUCAAAAACCCUAAUUUCAAUCCGUUUCAAUCUUCUUCAGGUUUGUCCAUCCGUGGCACCUGUUGUUUCUGUUAUGUUAUUUUAACCUUCCUUUAAAGUUUUAAGCAGUUAUUUUUAUGUUUCUCUUAAUUUAACGGGCAUUUUAUAAUUUCCUAAUUUUGCUGAAUUUCGUGACACAGCUCCUUUAAAGUUGCGUCGUUGCCGGUACUUUCGUUGAAAACUGAAUUAGUUUAGAAUAAGUUAAAUUCUGCAAAUAGAAAGCAAUUAGACAACUAUUUUAAAGAGUUUACAACUUUCUCUACGAUUAUAAAUUUCAUAUUCUUUGUUAAUUAUCUUAGUUACUAUUCCACUCCUAUCAAACGAAAAAUCGUUUUCAAACAGUUUAAAGGUGAAUUCUGCAAAAUUAAGACCAUACAAUCAUACCAUCUACGCGGUAGUGAUUCUUUUUUUUCCUCCGGGAAAUAAGGAUAAGUUUUGAAAUUAUUGCAGUUAUCAUUUCGCUUUCAAUAGAUAUAUACAUACACUAUGAAACCGACAUCUAUCCAUUCACUCACUCAUUAAAAAGUGUCAGCCUCAAUAAAUCUGUAGUUUACUACACCACACACAGCCCUCGGCUCAGUAACCAAUUAGAUAUGGUAGAUAUCUUUUUCAUCGUUUGUAUUGCUUGUGUGUAAUGGAAAAGAAGUCGAUCACUAUAUUACAGAAGUAUAUAAUUGCCUUAGAAUUUUUUCUUUUUGUUCAAUUUAUUUCGUAGUUAUAUCAUUUCACGACAUAUUAUCAUAGUUAGUAGAAAGAUUUUAUUUAGACUGACGUUUACUGAAGACGGCGUUAGUUCACGUUGAGAAUUUCUCAAAAUAGAAAGCGUGCAACUAGAAACAGUCCAAAACAAUUGUUGUAGACAAAACUAACGUGAAGCUACUAAUUUUGGGGUAGAAGAAAUGAACAGUAAAGCACAAAUUAAGGGAAAGCUUGUCCACGUGGUACAAAUUAGCGUUUGCCAUUUGCCGUAAAGGUGACUCUUAAUCAAGGCUCUCUUUUGUCGAAGUUUCAAUUAAUUUAUUGGUGAGAUUCUCAGUUGUAUUAGUCUAAUAACUCGAGCUCGGUGUAGAUGCAUGGCAAAAACUCAUACCAAUCAUGCUUUACAACCAAGACGCCGGUACUUGAUACCUCGGCAAGAAUGUCAGAAUCAGGCAGUAGUGCAAAUAAAUAGACAAAUUGAAAAAUAAUUUAUUGCUGUAGCUUUUUUGUUGGAAAACGAGCAGUGUGUGUUUGAAGUUCUCGGCAAAAUAAAUUAUUUGCAAUCGUUUGAUUUAGUCUCCGAUUAUUGUUGUUAUCAUACAUUGUACUCUUUAUCUGUCUUUUUAUUGGCUAAGACCCUACAGCUAAUUUUAGAAAUCAGCGCAACCUUUAGAUUAGUUAGUUAUCUGCUAUCAGAUAAUUGCUGACUAAUCUGUAGGUUGUGAGCGCAAUGCAUGAUUUCCGUGAGCAAUGUAAAACUAUGUCCAUGCGACGG
This is a messenger RNA of Porites lobata, 14669 nucleotides long. Lineage: Eukaryota; Metazoa; Cnidaria; Anthozoa; Scleractinia; Poritidae. The record is from the annotation of a GenBank genome assembly.